This is a messenger RNA of Harpia harpyja (harpy eagle), 4049 nucleotides long. RefSeq names its product NIPA like domain containing 1 (gene NIPAL1). The record is from RefSeq and is a predicted model, not a curated record. Gene Ontology annotation, molecular function: magnesium ion transmembrane transporter activity. Bases 110 to 1198 code for a protein of 362 amino acids. The transcript has 5 exons. Gene Ontology annotation, cellular component: membrane. Lineage: Eukaryota; Metazoa; Chordata; Aves; Accipitriformes; Accipitridae. Gene Ontology annotation, biological process: magnesium ion transport.
CCUUUUUCUCCUCCCAGGUGCUGUGCUCUCUUUUCCUUGCCAUGACUCCUGCCAAGCAUGGUGCCAGAUCAUCAACGUGUCUGAAUCACGCUCUUCUCUCCUUGCCUCUAUGGACGGGACUCUCAAUGAAACGCUCCAGAGCAUUUCCACUCCUGCUGGAAGCAAAUACCGGCUCUACAUUGGCUUGGCUUUGGCAAUAGGUUCCAGUAUCUUUAUUGGUGCUAGUUUCAUACUGAAGAAGAAAGGGCUUUUGAAACUGACAGACAAAGGAGUCCCCCGAGCUGGACAGGGUGGAUAUUCUUAUUUGAAGGAAUGGCUUUGGUGGGCUGGACUGCUUUCAAUGGGAUUAGGAGAAGCUGCAAAUUUUGCUGCCUAUGCCUUUGCACCUGCAACCUUAGUUACCCCCUUGGGUGCACUGAGUGUUCUCAUAAGUGCUAUAUUGUCAUCCUAUUUUUUAAAUGAGAAGCUGAAUAUUCAUGGAAAGCUGGGCUGUGUACUGAGCAUUUUGGGGUCAACAGUCAUGGUUAUUCACGCCCCUGAGGAGGAGGAGGUCACCUCACUAGAUGAGAUGGAAAGAAAGCUGCAAGAUCCAGUGUUUGUUACGUUUGCUGUUCUCCUGACAGUUGUUGCCCUCGUGCUGAUAUUUAUUGUGGCUCCAAGGAGAGGUCAGACAAAUAUACUGAUCUACAUUUUAAUUUGCUCACUCAUUGGUGCCUUCUCCGUCUCAUCUGUGAAAGGCCUGGGCAUUGCCAUCAAACAAAUGUUGGAGCAGAAACCAGUUUAUCGACAUCCAUUGGUUUAUGUUUUGGUGGGCAUCUUAGUGCUCUCAGUCAGCACUCAGAUCAACUAUCUCAACAAAGCAUUGGACGUGUUCAAUACAUCUCUAGUGACACCUAUUUAUUACGUGUGUUUCACCACAACAGUUGCGACAUGCUCCAUCAUCCUGUUCAAGGAGUGGAGUAGUCUGGACCUGGGUGAUAUCAUUGGAACCCUGAGUGGAUUCUGCAGUAUCAUCAUUGGCAUUUUUCUAUUGCACGCUUUCAAAAAUACUAAUAUCACCUGGAGUCAGUUGAUGUCCACUGUUGCCAAAGAACCAUCAUUACCACACCGUGAAUAUGAAACCUGUCACACUUUACUGGAGAGCAUGGAAGACCCAGCUUUGGCAUAUGAGGAGGACAACAUUUUAUUCAGUCAAUGAAACUCUCAAGCGGCAUUCAUCAUUGAAGUACCAUGAAUUGCAGACUCAGCCCACCUGUGUCUACCAGAAUGCUGCUCUUUUCUGCAAUCCUCUGGAAAACUAUCUGUAAGGCCAGUUAAGUGUGGGCCACUCCUCUGUGUGCCAGCUGUUGCUACCAAGUAAUGAAUGGAAGUGUUCAAUAAUUUACAUGACAAACAGAAAAGUGAUUGUAUGUUAAGUAAUGAAAAACCUUGUCUUUUUUUAUGCAGCAUCUCCUCUUGGAGAAUUUUAGCAGAGAAGAGUGGUCUUUGUAAGCUAUGUUUAUAAAGUGCAAUUUUCCCAUCAUGAUAAAAGACAAUCCUUGUUGAAGUGACAAGCACUCUGCUAUUAUCUUAGUGAUGGCCUUAAUAUUUCAGGCUUUCUUUAUAUUUUCAUAAUUUAUUGCCAAGCAAACUUGUAGAUACUCUACAUGAAGGAUAUUCAUUGGAGAUAUAAUAUGAAGAAAACAGUGUUUAACCCUUUUAGCUUUUAAAAUAAAAUUUUAUGCAAGAUCUAUUCACUUUUGAUCACCUACCAAUGAAUCUUGAAUAGAUGUCACCAAAAGAAUUUAUGAAAUAUGGUUCUUGGUAACCAGUCUCCUUCAAAAUCCAUUUUUUAACAGCAAAGUCUUAGUGCUUCUACCUGAGGAAUCCUGAGUGGAUUGCAAAUCCCUGAAUACGCAUGUACCUUUUUAUUUCAAAACUAUGACCAAGUUACAGUUUAAGAAAAAGCAGAUUCAUUAGAGGCCUGAAAACAGUUGCUGUUGGCUUAAAAAAUUACAUAAGAUGAAAGAAUAAAGCGUUCAAAGGCAGAAGAAAACCAGAAUGUGCAAUUAAGAAUUUCCACUCUGUUUUAUACUGCUCUGAGGCUUAAGAAGGGACUUCACUUCUUUCUGUACUUCUUCUUAAUAUUGCCAUCUAUUCAUCAAAACCCAUUUAAGCUUUUCAAAAUUUUUUCUCAUUUUCCAGAAAGGUAUCAUUGUUUCUUAAUUGCAAAACAGUCCUGUUAUUUUAUAUUCCGUUAUAAAAGCAAAAUCCAUUUUCCAAUUGUUGCGCUAUUUCUAAAAAUACUGGGUAAAGGCUGUAAAAAAGGACUGAGAAACACCAAACAUCUUUUGUUUUAGUUUGACCUUUUCAUCUUUUCUAAAAAUGAGUAUUCACCUCUAUUAGAUGUUUUAGCUAUUAAUCUACCGUAGGCCUUGAAGGUUAGGAUCUGUACAACAGUAUGCUCCUCAGUUGUGGUCACUGAUCUUUAUUUCACAAAAACAGCUUGCACAGUCCAUGUUUUACUCAUUACACUCCCCUUUGUUGCCACUUUGUGAGCAAGAAAGUAGUUUCAGCAAUCAGAUGUGUGGGUCAUGACGAGCUCGUCAGAAAGGUAGCAUUUCCAGUUCUUGGGUUUUUAAGUGUGAGUCCAGGACCUUUGCCAGAGGAUGCUAGCAUUUCAGCAAUUAAAAACUGAUUUUAAUCAGCUGAGAUUUAUAUGCCAAGCAGAACCUCCUCAUGAAGCAGGCUGUAUAUUCUCUAACAUUCAAAGAGUGUAGUAAAAGUGGACACUUUGGAUGGAUAGUGAAUUGUUCCAUGAACGAAAGCUCAUAAUUUAGCUGUGAGAACAAAAGGGUUGCUGCUGGUAUUUCAUAUAUGUUUGUAUUGGGCAAACUUUCAGAACUUCCUUUUUUGAAAGGCAUUCAUAAAACAUCUCACUUGUUAAUUAUUUUUAAUGAUGCUUUAGAAGCUAUCAAAAACUAGAAAUUAACACUAGUCAUACUAACUUGAAGUAAUUCCUAAAUUCCAAGCACCUUUUUUUUUUUCCCACUUAGUUAGGUUUGUAGUUGACAUACCUACAGGAAGAGGUAGAAGUUGUAUCAGUCACUUGCACCUUAUUUCUAAACCCUCAUUUUUACAAUGAAGAGCAUAUCUGAAAAAUGUGAUACUGAAGUGUGUCCGGUUCUUCUUAUAAAAUAUUGCAGGUAAUCUUGCCAAUUUAAAAAGAAGCCCAGAAGAUGUCAUUAGGCAAUGGGUAUUCAGGUUAUCACCUGUGAUUACCUCAUUUGAGAAGUACUUUCAAUAGUGCAGGAGAUGGCAGCAAUGUUACCCCAGCAAAAGAGUCAUUUUCACAGAAAACGUACUUGCCUUGAAAAUAUAAUGGCCACGUAUACAGCUUUGGAAUAUUUUUUCAGCUUCCCAAGUGAUGAGACUUGCAACAAUUCUUUGCUGUUAAAACACAUGUGUUAAAAAGUCUUCAGAGAAGAAAAUAUGUAAACAGGGUUUCAUUACUUCUUAGUUAAUGUAGAGAAUACUUUGGCUUUAUUGGCCAGAGUCAAGCUACAAAAUCUUUAUAGUUAAAAACAGGUAAUACAAAUAUUAAAAAGACUAAAAAUGGAGUUUUCUUUACAGUUUUCCCUUUAACAAAAGCUUGCAUUGCUUUUCACUUACUCAUACAAUUUAAAGAAUAACUGAAGAAAAUAUUGAUUGAGCCUAAAAAGAGAAAAAGAAAUCUUUUUGCAUAGUUUGUGGCCCCUCUGUUUGCUUAUACAGUCAUCACUGUAGUGUGACCAAAUGGGUUAUUUGUAUGAAAAAGCAACCAGUCCAAUUCUCGAAUGGAUGCAAGUUGGCAUUUUUUUAAGGUAUGUAGUAAUACUUUCUUUGCAAAGGGUCUGGACUCUUUUUAUACCAACUCCUGGCAGUCAGUUAACUUGUACCAAGCAAAAAUUCUGUAUUUUCUACUGGACCUACAUAUCUGCUUUUAUACAUAAAUAACAUCUAGUGUAAAAAUAAUGUUAUUUUCUUACAAUGUCAGAAAACCAAGUUAAUGCUUAUUUUCAUGGUGUACA